Molecule: messenger RNA, 3992 nt
Organism: Xiphophorus hellerii (green swordtail)
Lineage: Eukaryota; Metazoa; Chordata; Actinopteri; Cyprinodontiformes; Poeciliidae
Gene: gal3st3
Product: galactose-3-O-sulfotransferase 3
Exons: 4
Coding region: 30-1757 (575 amino acids)
Biological process (GO): glycolipid biosynthetic process
Cellular component (GO): membrane
Molecular function (GO): galactosylceramide sulfotransferase activity
Source: RefSeq, a predicted model, not a curated record
GUAAGCGCGCGUGCCAACUGAACGCUACCAUGCGUCACAAGCACCAGCGCGCGCGCAUUGGCUACUUUACGACGGAGGGACAUCCACACACACACACACACCCACCCCAGUCAGAGGGAGGCAACCGCUGCGAGGAGUCAGAGCCGAGACACCCGAACAAUAACCAGACAGCUCCCCGAGCCCGGACACACUCCGGGGGAGCACCGGAGGCUUCCCUGCCGUGCAAAGCCAGCCGGAGACGGAGAGGAGAGGAGCGGGCAGGGACGUCCAGCACCGGCGGGAGGAAUCACCGCCACACGGCCGUUAUAUGUGAACGCCGCCGCGGGAUGAAGGGACUGAUGCGCACACCAAAACAUGUUUUCCUCUGGGACAAAAAACACAUCUCCUUCCUGAACGGCCAAAUGAAGUGGCAGAAGAAGAUAUUUCUGGCCCUCAUUGUCAUCUGUACUGUCAGUCUUCUGCUGCACCAUGGGGGCCACUUCACCUGGAACAUGGAGGCCUUCCGCUUUGGCUGCUCUCACCAGUACCCAGGAUCAAAGCCGAAACACACCAACAUUGUCUUCUUGAAGACUCACAAAACGGCCAGCACCACCAUGCAGAACAUCCUGUUCCGUUUUGCAGAGCGCAACAACCUGAUGGUGGCGUUGCCAGUACAAGCAUGUGGUCAUCAGUUCUGCUACCCACGUUCCUUCUCCUCUCACUUUGUCCAUCUGCACACGCUGCGACCAAACUUGAUCACCAACCACAUGCGCUUCAAUAAGACGGCAUUGCAGCGCCUGAUGCCAAAUGAUACACUAUACAUUACAAUCCUGAGAGAACCAGCCUCCAUGUUUGAAUCCUUGUUUACAUACUACAGCCGACACUGUAUGAGUUUCAGGAGAGUCCCGAAUGGCUCUUUGGAAGCGUUCUUGGCGGAGCCCUUCCGUUACUACAGGCCACAAGAGGUAGAGUCCAUGUAUGCACGCAACACCUUGACCUUCGACUUGGGUGGAGACAAAGAUCAUCCGUCAAAAGACUUGGCUUAUGCACAAAACUUUGUUGCGGAAGUUGAAAAAGUGUUCUCCCUAGUGAUGAUUUCCGAAUACUUUGAUGAGUCACUUAUUCUUCUUCGCCAUCUUCUCUCUUGGGAUUUGGAGGACAUCCUGUAUGUCAAGCUAAAUAUGCGGACUGAAAGUUCCAAGAAGAGAUUGUCUCCAGGUCUUCCUGAAAAGAUCCGUGCCUGGAAUUCCAUAGAUACAUAUCUUUAUGAGUAUUUUAAUGCUUCAUUCUGGCUCAAACUGUCAGAUUUGGGUCUAGACUGUGUGGCGAAGGAGGUCCAACUUCUUCGACAGGUACAAGAGAGGCUAAUGAGAAGUUGCUUUGGUGGGAAAAUGCCACUUCCACGCCCAGCUGCAGAGAUCAAGAACAAGGAUCUCCGUCCAUGGCAGCCAAGCGACAAAGUCGACAUCGUCGGCUAUGACCUCCCGGUAAAUAUAAGCCAUGAGGCACAGGAGCACUGCCUCAAGUACAUCAUGCCAGAAAUCUCAUACACGCGCAUCCUUCUACAUUCCCAGUCCUUGCGACAUCGUCGAAGUUAUCAGAAUCGGCCUCCACAAAAGUCACACAUCCUCCAACAUCACAUGCGCACAACCCUGCCUCGGCAUUCUCAGGUCCGCCUCAGCCAACCAGCGCCCUCUGUUGCUCAGAGCCCAGACUCAGGAACAGAGUCCAAAUCUAACGUGAAGCGAAGUGAAGGAACUACGAAGCUAGGGCUUUAGUUCUCAAGCAAAAUGUGAAAAUCUCAUCAGAGCCCAGCAGACUGCACACUUCGACUCAUCCUGAUAGAAAUAAAGACUAUGAUGUUCGAUUAAUGAAACCUUUUGGGAGUCAAAUUUGUAUUUAGGAAAGCAAAGUAAAUUGGGUUUUCUCUCUGAAAACCCUUUUCAUUAUGACUGAUGAAAGACAAAGGGUUAACCACGUCUGGACUUCAACCACAUUCUCCUCCUUUGAUGUGUGAAACAGUAAAAGUGAUGGAAAACCAAAUAGCAAGGACUAAACUGGAGCUAGACUCUAUGGUGACAGCAACUGAUUGCAGCUGGUUUCAGGUGAAAGUGGUUGUUUAAAUUAAACCAGUUGAUGUAAGUCCUGGAACAAAUGACAAGGUACUGAUAAUCUGCUCCGUUGUAAGGCACAGAGUGUACUUUGUGUGCACCAGACUAGUUCUGUAUCCGAUUACUUUCCUUUAUUUUCCCUUUCUUCAGCUCUGGUUUCCAUGCCUUCUAAUUAGCAUAUAUGUUACUUAAAGUCUUUCGGACACACAAUGACACUUGUGGAUCAACUGUCAGGCUUUUGAAGACCCACAUUGAGUUCACCUUUUUAACCUUUCUUCUUUAUAAGGUCCAGAACCUAAAGCAGCAAAGAGAGAGAGAGAAGAGAAAUGGCAGAGUCACUCAGACAUUACAUAGAUGUCUGGAUGCUGAGUUCUGGCCACCCAUUAUUGUUAUGACUCACACAGAGACAGAGCCCAGAGACAGCGUAAAAUCUGUGCCUCCUUAACCUUUGACCACUCUUGCCUCCCCCUGGAAUACUUUCUCCAUUUCUCAGCCAGGCGCCCUUGCUGUUAUACCCUACAUCUGUACAGAAGCACCAACGUCUUGGUUUAGUGCUGUCCAGAUCUGCUUUUGCCCUAAAUGCCACUGGCCAUCUCGUCUUUCAAACAAGCCCUGUGGAAGUGAAGGCUUCAGCAUUGGAGACUGACACGUGAACAUGGCUGCUAUUGCAAUAAGAUUCAUAAUCUUUUGAUAUUAAAGGCAUGGAUUCUUCAAUCAAGCCAGAACAUCUUUGCCCCAACUGAAGCCUACGUACGAACAACGCAGGGCGAAGACGUGAAGACGCAGCCUAUGGCAAAAGCUCUAAGGUUACACACUUGUACAUUUUCAUUGGGGACAUGUUCGACCAAUGAAAAGCUGCUCGUUCUGAACUGAAUCUGAAAUAUUAGAGAGAAGGCAGACUUAAAACCCAGUAAGACAGGUUGGCCGGUGAACCUGUUGGGGUCUUGAACUGUCAAACCUUAUCCACUUGAACGGUUGUCUGCUCAUAUUUAAGCUGUAAUUUAAUUUACAUCAUGGCAAGAGGAACCAUUAACGUAACUUGAAUGCUAAGUUAUAAGGAGAUUGUUUUAGAGAUUACAUAAGAGUUGCACAUGUGAGUCCGGAAAUGACUCUGCCUCAUGUUGAAAGAUCAGCAACAGCGUGGCUGGUAUUUUGAGUAUGUAUGGGGAGUCCGGGUGUGGGUGUGGGUGUGUGGGUUUGUGUCACUAUGGCAAACAUGAUUGUAAGGAAUAUUAGACUAAUGUGUACUACCACAAAACCAGCUUUGAGCCAUUUGGGUUUGUGUCUGUGGAUGUUUUUUACACUGUAAGCUAUGAGGACGCAGUGGAAACAAAAGUUAAGCCCAAAAUGAUUCAUUCCCGCAACAAGCAGUUUGUUUCUGAUGAAAAAUAAAAAGAAAGAGUGAUGGUAACAUUGUUAUAGGUGUGUCAACCUUGAUAAAAUAAUAAAUUAAUUACACAAUGACAAGUUAUCAAACGAUAUAGAAGCUUUUUUUUGGCAUGACAGUUAGUAAACCCUUCCUAAAGUUGUUGAUCACCCACUGGUAUUUUGGCCGUUUCCUUUCGGAGAUGAUCUUCAAGUCUUGCAGGUAGGAAGUCCUCCUUGCCAUCACCCAAAUUUUUGGCUUCCUCCAAUGUUUCUCCAUCAGAUUUAAAUUGGGACUCUGGCUGGCUAGCUCCAACGUUUCAAAAGAAACUUGCUGGUAGGAAUAUUUUUGGGCUUAGCUGUAAAUGAAGGAAUGGACAGGCAUUUUAACACUGAGAAAUGCAAUGCAGCUGCGGAACAAACAGUAAUCACUCAAAAGGUGUUAGAACAAAUUACCACACUGGUUUAAUCCUAUGUAAACAGGGCAAAAAAUAUAUUUUGUGUGAGUUCAUUAAAUGUCUUAUUUAUUAUCAGGGA